Colletotrichum truncatum is the source of this 840-nucleotide messenger RNA. Its product is annotated as phenylacetaldoxime dehydratase. NCBI's taxonomy places the organism in Eukaryota, Fungi, Ascomycota, Sordariomycetes, Glomerellales, Glomerellaceae. The record is from RefSeq and is a predicted model, not a curated record.
AUGUAUCACUUUCUACCUUCAUUGAUAACAGCUUUGAUGCUGAAGAUGGCAAACGCGCAAGUUGUCAUCGAUCGCGUAGCCGACAACUUCGCCUGGAGCGACCCUUUCGGUGCAUAUGCCACACCGCCAGGUUUCGAAAACAAGUGCGAAGCGACAGCAAACUUCCAUGCUACUCAGCAUGUCAUUCGAGAAGCCCACCAACCACCGCCCGUGGGACUUGCCCCAUGGAUUGAUGCGAUCAAGUACUUUUUCGGUGGUCGGCCGUUUCCUGGGAGCUGGGAUGGGGUCGACUCUAGGGGGAUCAACCGGGAGGUGAUCAUGAUGGAGUAUGCUGAGGUGCCGAAAGCGGUCAAAGAUUGGAUUCUGGAACAACAAAAAGAGGAUGGUGACACGAAGUGGCUCUUUGGAAUAUAUGAGAAGCCAAAGAACGGAGGCAAGAUCGGAGGCACGGCAAAAAUAGGAUCGACAUCUGACGACCUGGCGGGAUUGGCGCCGGAGGAUCUGGUAGUCCUCUUUGCGGCCGGAGCCAUCUAUGAGAUCCUGCCCUUAUGGGUAGCGGCAGAGAGCGAUUGCAAAGCUGACCUAUUGGAUCUAUCAAAAUACAGCCCGACUCCCAAAGAUGAAAGUGUGGUUGCUUGGGUUGUUGAGCGGACCGUGCCAGACUGGGACUCGAAGAGUCGCGACAUAAAGUUUAAGAUCAAAGCCCAGGUUUUGACAGAGACUGCGGAAGCUCGCGCUGCUCGAAUAAGAGAGGAGAAAAUGGAGUUAGCGGAAUCGAGCGAAGAUUCUAUGGCUACGCCGCCUGUUGAUGCUCCUUCAGUUGCCAAGGAUGAGUUAUAG